AUGGCAGAGGGAUUCCUUCAACCUCCCAAAGGAAGCAAACAAUUAAUGGAGGAUGUAGGCAGUGAAUAUUUCAAUAUCUUGUUAUGCAAUUCUUUCUUUCAAGAUGUGGAGAAGGACAAAUACGGAGAUAUAGAGAUAUGCAAGAUGCAUGAUCUUGUACAAAUUGUUGGAGAGCUUGAAUAUUUCACCAUGGAGGAGGCCAAUACUGUGGAAGAUGACAUUUAUAAUGAAGUUUGUGGUUUGUCAUUUUUUCGAGGUAAUGAGGGAAGAUUUCAAACUCGACAAGCCUUGGAGAAGGCAAAGAAGUUGCGGACAUUAAUAGCUUGUCGGCCAUCAAGGUGGUUGGUCUCAAAUAUUGAUAUGUUGAUGAAAAACUUCCAAAGCUUGCGUGUGUUGGAUGUAUCACACUGCAGCAUAAAGGAGGUGCCACCAUCAAUAAGAAAAUUGAAACAUUUAAGGUACCUUGACCUAUCUUGGAAUUUCUCAAUUGAAGUGUUGCCUGAGUCUAUUACCAGCCUCUACAAUUUACAAACAUUAAAACUCAAGCAUUGCUAUCGUCGCCAAAAGCUUCCCAAGGAAAUGAGAAAGAUGGUUAGCCUGAGACACUUGGAAUUUAAGCGCAGAUGCACUAAGAUGCCUGUUGAGAUGGGGAGAUUGACUAAAUUGCAAACAUUAACAUAUUUUAUAGUAGGCAAAGAUGAAGGAUGCAGUCUUAAAGAGCUGAAAUGCUUGAACCUCAAAGGGGAACUGACCAUAAGUGGUCUGGAGAAUGUAACAAGCUGCGGAAUAGAAGAAGCUAGGGAGGUAGAUUUGAAAGGGAAUAAGCAUGAUUUUCGUGAUUUAACAUUAGAAUGGCGGCAUUUUAAUACUGGCAUGAAUGAUGAUCAUGAUGAUGUGUUAGAAGGCCUAAAACCUCAUCCAAACUUGAAAAAGCUUUCCAUCAAUAACUUUGGCAGUGCAAAAUAUCCUACUUGGAAUGCAAACGCUGGUUUGUUAGCAUACAAAUCUUUGAUUGAGUUGGUACUCUUUGGAUGCAAUGGAUUGGAAUAUGUCCCAGUCAUGCUCGGGGAGCUACCCUUUCUUAGGGUUCUUUGGUUAAGAGGAAUGAAAAAGGUCAAAUGUAUUGAUCAGGAGUUCUAUUAUUGCAGCAACAACAACAACAAUAACAACAAUACUACUACUGGAGCAUCUUCUUCUUCUUCAGGGACAAUGGUAGCAUUUCCAUCUCUUAAAACACUAAGGCUAGAUAAUAUGCCUAAUUUGGUUGAAUGGUUGGAAGUGUUGCCUUCCUUUCCAUCCCUUGAGCAGUUGGGGGUCUCAUUAUGCCCCAAGCUGGAAACCACGCCAAGUCAAUUCCUCUCCCUCAAAUGGUUAGAAUUUGGUGCUGAUACAAAUAAGAUGGCACUAAAGUUGUUGUCAAGCAACCUUAUCUCUCUCAACUAUCUUACUAUUUCAUGGUGUCGAGUCCUCCAGUCUGUGCCAGAGGGGUUGCUACAAAACAACGCAACUGUUCUACAUGAAUUGUGCUUUAGAGAACACCCCGAGCUUGAAACAAUUUUUCCAAGUAAAGAAGAAGAAGUGGAAGAAGGACAAGUGGUGGGAUCUUCUUCUCCCCACCACCACCUGCAGCAGCCACUACUACUAGUCUUUCCAUCUCUUCAAAGCUUUGAAAUAAUUAAUUGUCCUCUUAUAAAGACUUUUCCGGACUUACAAGGAAUGACUUCUCUUCGAAGGUUGGAAUUAACCGGAUUUAAGGAAUUGAAGUCAGUACCAGUAGAGGGGUUGAAGUGGCUCACUAUGCUUGAGACGUUAGAAAUUGGUCGUGUAGAUACUGAAUUUUGUCACCCCCCGGCGAUGAUGACAACAGGACAGGGACAGACAUCGAUAUCUCUCUGA
Messenger RNA from Telopea speciosissima, 1896 nucleotides. Its product is annotated as putative disease resistance protein RGA4. The transcript has a single exon. Gene Ontology annotation, molecular function: protein binding. Lineage: Eukaryota; Viridiplantae; Streptophyta; Magnoliopsida; Proteales; Proteaceae. The coding region runs from base 1 to 1896 and encodes 631 amino acids. The record is from RefSeq and is a predicted model, not a curated record.